Molecule: messenger RNA, 1571 nt
Organism: Toxorhynchites rutilus septentrionalis
Lineage: Eukaryota; Metazoa; Arthropoda; Insecta; Diptera; Culicidae
Exons: 4
Coding region: 26-1465 (479 amino acids)
Source: RefSeq, a predicted model, not a curated record
UGUGAUAAGCGGUUGUGUUUGGAAGAUGAAAAUCCUAUCGUUGGUUUUAUUUCUCGUCGUCGGAAAGUGUAAGGCAACGGGAAUGCAGGACAGUUUUCUAACGAUCGAUAUGAACGAUAUUCUGGAUGAAAAGUUCAUGCCGGCGAGUUUCCUCAUGCUGCAAGGUUCUGAAGAACUAUCGAUGGAGAGCCGAUUGGAGCCAAAACAAAAACGUAUUCUGAAUAGCUUGUUCAAUGUUACCCAAGAUGAUGGCACAUUUGGAACCGCAUUUUCUACAAUGGGAUUUCAUAGAAAAAUGAUAAACAAGUAUCGUUGCAACGGGUUUCUGGCAAAACAAUUAAUAUCCGAAAUAAUACCGGUUACACUCAGUAUCUCUAAAAGAUUCGGAACUAGUCCCACGAUGUCCGAAAAUAGCAGUCAAACUUCAAAGGAUGCGAUGCUGUUCGAUCAAGGUUCAUCGGGAUACAAGGAUUGGCUGUCCAAGUCAACCACUCUCGAGGACAUUCACCGCAACUACCUGUCACCGUCGACUUCACCAUCCAACACAACAAAUCACGCCAACCAUCGUUCGGAUUCAUUCCAACCUUCGAACCCCCGAGUAUCGGACGAGGAUGAGUACUUCGACGAGGGCGUCAUAACUGGUUACGCCAUCCAGCAACCCGAUCCGCAACAACCGAUCAAUCACGCUUAUCCUAAUUAUCAUACCAUGGGUUACAACCCGUACCAAUUCGGGGCUCACCAUAGACUGUCUUAUGCUCCCAAGCUCUAUCAGCAUCCUAGAUCAGAUCAGUUACACCCGAGCAGAGCAUCCCAUCAACAAGAACUUCUGAAGGGUGAAGCCCCGCAGAAUGCGGCACGUGGCGAUUACUCCUACCACCCGGCUAUCGAAAUCGAGGAAAAGGGCAUCGGAAAGGGACUCGAUCUGAAGGAUCUAUUUGACAUCGCUCUGACGACGUUGGCCUUUCUGUCAUUUGGAAUGUUCAUUCUGCAGGUGAUUAUGUGCGUCACAAUGACAAGUAACGACGCCAAUAUGAUGGUGAUUCCAAUGGAGGGGGAUAUCGAUGGUGGCGGGGAGACUGAAGUCAGGAGGAAGCGGACUGUCCGAUCUAUUCCUAGCAUCGAAGGGGCGCGAAGACGAGAGAUCAACGAGAUCGCUCGCAAGGUGCUGGAUUCGAUGGACGCCGCAGUGUUUGCGAGGGAAGAUAACGGAGAGUGCGUUCAGAGCGUUAUUUGCGAGAGCAGCGGCCUAUCGAGGGACCUGAAGUACACCAAGUCUUAUUGGGUUUCUGUGUGGAACUUAGGCGUAAGUUGGCUCACUGGAAACAUGGUUGGAAAAGACGCUAGUUCAGGGUCCAUCAUGGGAUGUUUGAGGGCGAUGGUAAUCGGUUUAGGCGGAGGGCGGUGCAAUGAAGCGUAUAACUGCAGGAAAAAUCACCAACAGAAAACAAGGAAAUCUAUAGCGUGAAGAGAAUAAUGUCUAUCAGAGAUAUAAACGAAACUUAUGAAAAGUUUUUAAAUCCCAGUCUUCGUUGUAAACUAAAAGAUGGAAUCUAAUAACAGACAUAUCUGAA